This is a messenger RNA of Actinia tenebrosa (Australian red waratah sea anemone), 1318 nucleotides long. Its product is annotated as transmembrane protein 70 homolog, mitochondrial-like. Gene Ontology annotation, biological process: mitochondrial proton-transporting ATP synthase complex assembly. The record is from RefSeq and is a predicted model, not a curated record. Gene Ontology annotation, cellular component: mitochondrial membrane. Lineage: Eukaryota; Metazoa; Cnidaria; Anthozoa; Actiniaria; Actiniidae.
ACCAAAAUGGCGGCCGCAGUUGGAGAAGAUUUUCGUAAUCUUUAAAAAGUGUCUCAUUUUGGUUUGAAAUUUCGUCUUUUUCCACCCUUGAGGAUAGGAAUCAUGAUAAGUUGCGCGCGUUUGGCAUCAAUUGGGUCCGGUAUGUCGAGGUAUAGCUCUUUAUUGCGUCCUGCUUCAACGAUUUCUCGUGUCAUGUCAAGUCACGUGCAAGGAAGAAAGACUAUCAUAACAAAAAUACAGUCUUCAAAUAUGUCCCAAGGCAUUAAUGAUCCUAACAACCACAAUUGGAACUUAGUUUAUGAAGGGCCACUCUCCAAAUCAGUCAAAUAUGUCAAAGGUUUCUCUUUGACUACGGCUGCUGCCUCCAUCGCUGGUUCUCCAAUCCUGGUCUACUUUGGCAAACAAAGUGUCCCUAUUGUCGGCAAACUGGCCAUUGCUGGAUUGCUCUGUAUUAUUGGUAACUCAACGACCGUUCUUUUGCAUUGGUUCUCUAAAGCUUAUGUCCAUAAGAUGUACUAUGAUUCAACGCGUCAAGUUUUCUCUGCAGAGACUUCUUCGUUUCUGGGUAGACUACAAAGAACAGAUUUUGAGGUGAAGGAUAUUAUCUUCCCUCAGGAAGAGAGUGCAUUUUCGACAUUCGAAGCAAAGGGAAAGAAAUUUUUUCUUCAUCAAGAAAUGGUUGAAGCGCAACAAGUUUUACAUUUCCUUCGUGAAGCACAGAUGUAGGGUGGAAAAAAUGUUGUGAAGCACAUAACAGAUGUAAAAAAAAAACUGUUAUUGACUCUUGCUUAGGGACCGUUCAUUAUUUAACUGGGUGAGGGGGCUGGGUGAGAAAAGGAGGGGCCUCAAAAUUUUUUCAUGUAAAAAAGGAGGGGCCCUGGAAUUUGUUAAUGGAUUUAAGGGAGGGGACUUGAAAUUUCAGGUGAAGGUCUAAAGAUAGUGAAGGGGGGUCUUGAAAAAGAUAACUUUCUUUGUUGGGGGGCCCCUAAAAAGAUGGGCGCCUUUUCCAAUUUCUCACCAAGCCCCCUCCCCCAGUUAAAUAAUGAACGGUCCCUUAGGUGCAAGAGGAGGUGAGGCAAAUAGAGACACAAUGCAAAAUGUAACUCCUGAGCACCCCACCCCAGCCUCAUACCUCCAAAUUUUUUUUUCCAAUUUUCUUUACGAUCUUACCUAAAACUCCUGGCAUGAAUAGUCCUCCGUAGGCCAAGUUCACAUGUUCGAUUUUUAGGUACCAAACUUAUUUAGAUCAAACUUAAUAUCUAAAAUGGUUGUAAUUUUGUACAAAAUAUGAACAAUAAAGAGCUGAAGACAUCGAGAA